AUAUGUCACUCUUCACUUUGAAGCAGUUAGGCAGACUAUAAAAACCCAUUGUCCGCAACACAAAUGCUGUCCAAAACCAAAAGCAACCCAAAACUUAAACUCCGGCCAUAUUUUUUUCGACUAGAUUUUCAAACUUGAAAUGGAUAGCUUUGAAAGGGGUCGUUACAGGAGGACAGCCUCUGGUAUUACCGCUUUAGCUCACUUGCUGGGUGUGCUAGCAAUCCUCCUCGUGCUCCUGUGGUUGCUUCAUUUUCGAGAGGGCAUCUAUUACGAUUCUGGCAACCCAGAUCGCGUUUUCAAUGUUCACCCCUUUCUUAUGGUAUUUGGAUUCGUCUUCUUUGCCGGAGAAGCGAUUAUGGCGUACAAGACGGUACCAGCUGAGAGAACAGUUCAAAAGUUCGCGCACAUGGUUCUCCACUUUAUUGCUAUUGUUCUGGGGAUUGUGGGACUAUGUGCUGCAUUCAAGUAUCACAAUAUGCUAAGUGUGAAGCAUAUGACUAGCUUGCAUUCCUGGAUAGGCAUGGGAACAAUCUGCUUGUAUAUAUUGCAGUGGCUGUUUGGGUUCAGUGUGUUUUGGUUGCCAAGUGCUUCAUAUUCCACCAGAGCAACGGCAGUCCCAUGGCACAUUUGCGGCGGUAGAGCGCUGUUGUACAUGGCGAUAGCAUCGGCCCUGACUGGCUUGAUGCAGAAAGAAUUGCUACAGCAGCUAGGAUGGAAUGGGGAAUUACGCUUAAUCAACUUCACUGGAUUAGCAAUCCUCCUCUUUGGCAUCGCAGUCGAUUUUUCAAUUGGUCUAGCCCAUUACGUCUAACUAACAACCGAUCUCUGUUGAUUAAGCGUGCUCUGGCUUGUUGGAACAGGGUGGUGGUCGAUCUGGUUCCGCUGUCUCAUUCCUGUGUUGACCACCUCGUCUCCUCCUUUUACUACAAGCAUCUCUAGUUAAAUGUCGUAAAUCACAUAUUCAUUUUUUUGUUUGAUCAUUUUCGUAUUUUUUCUCCCUCACGUCCUAUGUAUAGGGGUUUCAAUUUGAAGGACUCUCACAGUGUUGUCGGUGUUUUUUCUACGUACGUACUAUUGUAAUAUUCAUCAAAUUCUAGGUCCGUUUACAUAUGAUUUACACUUAGUUCGGCUAUAAAUUCAUGAAUUACUGUGUUGUUCACUAA
Rhododendron vialii is the source of this 1163-nucleotide messenger RNA. Its product is annotated as probable transmembrane ascorbate ferrireductase 3. Gene Ontology annotation, molecular function: oxidoreductase activity. The transcript is spliced from 4 exons. NCBI's taxonomy places the organism in Eukaryota, Viridiplantae, Streptophyta, Magnoliopsida, Ericales, Ericaceae. The record is from RefSeq and is a predicted model, not a curated record. Bases 140 to 811 code for a protein of 223 amino acids.